AUGACGAUAGGAGCCUGCAGGAACUCCAAUGGCUCCCACUCACCCACCUCCUGGCACUUCAUCGCCGCGUGUCCCAGCACCGCGAUCUCCUCUGCCACCGCAUCAAUUCAGUCACCAUUCUUGGCCAACAAUACAGUUGCCGGCAGACAGUUUUCCUCUCCUCCACCCGCAUCGAUGAUUCUCCUGCCACCAACUGCCUCUCCGACCACCGCCACAUCAAAACAGAAGGGUCUUGAAGACCUAAGCCACCGCCAUCGCCAACACCAGCAACGGCAGGAGCUAAAACCACAGCCAGCUUACGGUGACGGCUCAAAUACCUACUACGUUAUCAAUCUCGAUCGCCAAGGUACCACCGCCACCCCCGCUGCCUUACCGUCGAAGGGUGAUCUGCUUCAUCCUCACCCACAACAGUCGUGUCUCACUUCACUGGCACCAGGACUGGAUACUAGCUACGUCUAG
Messenger RNA from Echinococcus granulosus, 459 nucleotides. RefSeq lists its product as hypothetical. The coding region runs from base 1 to 459 and encodes 152 amino acids. NCBI's taxonomy places the organism in Eukaryota, Metazoa, Platyhelminthes, Cestoda, Cyclophyllidea, Taeniidae. The record is from RefSeq and is a predicted model, not a curated record. The transcript has 2 exons.